Messenger RNA from Opisthorchis viverrini, 918 nucleotides. RefSeq lists its product as hypothetical. Lineage: Eukaryota; Metazoa; Platyhelminthes; Trematoda; Opisthorchiida; Opisthorchiidae. The record is from RefSeq and is a predicted model, not a curated record. The annotation marks the transcript as partial. Gene Ontology annotation, molecular function: DNA-binding transcription factor activity, RNA polymerase II-specific; protein dimerization activity; RNA polymerase II transcription regulatory region sequence-specific DNA binding. Gene Ontology annotation, biological process: regulation of transcription by RNA polymerase II. The transcript is spliced from 6 exons.
AAACGGUCAUCCAGGUACUCACAAGCGUAAAGAACGUUCGCGUGAAGCUGCGCGAUGCAGACGGAACCAGGAGAACGAAUUAUUCAAAGCGUUGGCCCGACUGCUUCCACUUCAUCCGGAAAUCGCCCCGCAGUUGGACAAAGCGUCUAUCAUCCGACUGGUAGUCAGUUAUGUAAAACUAAAAACAUUUCUUGGUGAAAUGAAUCACAUCUAUAUGUCUGCUGAGUGCGACGAUAGAUCAAAUUCCACCUAUGAGUGCGGGAAUUCAACUGUAAUGGAUUGGAUGUUAUCUGAACUGUUACAGAAGAUUUGUUUGCAAAUUAAAAUGGCCUAUUCAGAAGAUUACAAAAUCUGCUGGUACCUGGGUAUUGCUGUCAUACUGCAGCCGAUCCGUGUUUCGGAAUUGAGCACAUCCUGUCAUACGUAUGUGCUUCGACUGACGGAUGAUCUUUGUAUACAAUACAUUGAAAAUUCCCAUUACCAGCAAACUCAACUGAGCUGGUCAUUGCUGUCUUCUUGGAUGAGGGCCCCAAGACGGACCAAAUCAACGGUUAGAGACAUUGUCAGACAUGGUCCAGCCCCGCCCCUAAUGGCGCUCGUGCAUCCGACCCAGUGCCUUCAAUGCAUAGUUCCCGUCUCUAAUGUGCAGCUACCCACCCCAACUCCCCAAAUCAUCGGUUUGGGCAACCUGGCAGUAUCCCAGCUGUUGUGCCACCUUCUGGUGGCGUGGCCGCCAGCUUCGGAAAUAACGUCUCUGCCGGUUAUGCUACAUAAGACGUUGUACCAGCAUGUGGAUCCUUUCGAGUUGAACAACCUGAGAUCUUCCCAUUUGGAAAGUGAGUUGGAAACGCGUGGAUUUUCCCCUAUGUUUAAACUUCAUUUUCCUAAACAUUCAAUGGAGGCAACCUUUCCUUUUUA